UGGCGUUUUACUAGGGAUGGUAGACUGUAAACAAAUAUUCAAGAAAAACUUAAAGUGUUGUGUUCCUUAUUCUAACAAAUAAAUAAACCUGUAAAUCUGUAUAAAUAAAAACGAUCUUCCAUUAUGAAAUAAAAAGAUCGGAGAUCGGGUGUACCAAAGAUCGAUUAGAUAGUUUGAUAAAAAAUCGAAAAGAUAGUUUGAUAAAAAUCGAUUAUAAUCGAUUCUUUGGGUAAAAAGAUCGAUCUUCGAUUAAAAUCGAUUCGAAUCACAUCCCUAACAUAACCUAACUUAUCAAAAAAGUAAAAACCGCUAAAAACUAAAAACGUGCUCCAUUUCAUCCAAAUUCUGAUCCAAACCUGAGAUAACAUAAAGGUAAGUGAUGCAAAUUUAUUUUAAAGACAGAAUCGGUAAAAUAGUUCUUGUUAUGUUUGUGUUUUCAGCAUAGAAUAACUAAGUUUUCAGUAUCUAUUUUAAGGUGACUGAAUUUAGUGUAUUUUAAAACCACAUAAAACCAUGAGACCUCGAAAAAAAAUUGGUUAUUCUAAAAAAUAUUUUAAAAUUCAAGCAAAAAGAAGGAUCCAAAAGCUUAUUAAGUCAAUGUUACGCAAAGAUGACUUCAAUAUUGUACAUCAAGUUGAUUCAAACCAAAGUGAUUCUUUAUUAUCAGCCUCUGUACAUCAUCAAAGUAGUAGUAGUAUCUCUGGUAGUAUAAUUGAAGAUUUUUGUUCUAAUAAGUGUAGUUCCAGUGCUGACAUUUCCUACAACUCUCGUAAUGACAUAUUUUCAAACCAAUCUUUAAAAAGAAAACUAGCAUCUUGGGCAGUAACUGAAAAUAUAUCUCACCAAAGUUUGCGGAAACUUCUACACAUUUUAAAUACCACCUCUUUAAAUGAAUUAGGGUCACUUCCAAAAGAUCCAAGAUCCUUAUUACAAACACCUAGAAAAACUUCUAUUGUACCUUGUGGGCCAGGUUCAUACUUUUAUUUCGGAAUCCAAGAUUGUAUUCAGAAUUUAUGUAGUAAGCUUUCGAUUAAGUUAUCUGACACUAAUUUUUUUAAUGUUUCUGUAAACAUUGAAGGUGUCCCAAUAUUUAAAAAUAAAAAUCAAGCAUUUUGGCCAAUAUUAUGUUUAAUUAAAAGUGUGCCAUUUUUAAAAGAUUUACCCUUUUGUGUGGCACUUUACGAAGGUGCUAAGAAACCUAAUGCAAAUAAUUUACUAAAAGAUUUUGUUGAUGAAUCUGUCAGACUCGUCAAUUCCGGUAUUAUUAUAAAUUCUAAAAUAUAUAAAUUUAAAGUUAUAUCAUUGAUUUGUGAUUUACCAGCAAAGUCUUUUAUAUUAUCGAUUAAAGGUCAUAAUGGAUUUUUUAGUUGUUCAAAAUGUACCUUAGAAGGAGAUUUUGAAAACAAUGUAAUGUGUUUUGUUGAAACUGUUUUUGAAAAGAGAACUGAUGAAUCAUUCAGAUUUAGGCAUCAACCAGAACAUCAUACUGGAAUUAGUCUGAUUGAGAAUAUUCCUAAUUUUAACAUCAUUGAUAAUGUUCCCAUAGAUUAUAUGCAUUGCAUUCUUUUAGGUGUUGUAAAAAGGCUUUUGUGUCAUAAAAUAUAUGGUUGGGUAUAUGGCAAGCCCCUUUAUAAAUUUAGAGCUUCAACAAUAAAUAUUAUUGAUACAAAUUUGAAUGAGAUGAAUAAAUAUAUACCUUCUGAGUUUUCAAGGAAAACAAGAUCAAUAACAGAUUGUAAAAGGUAUAAAGCAACAGAAUUUAGGUUGCUUUUACUUUAUACUGGUUAUAUUAUUUUUAAAAAUACUUUGCAUAAACAAUAUUACAACAAUUUUGUUUGCUUCAGUGUAGCUACAUUAAUUUUAAUAUCGCCUACUUUUUCUAAAAUAGAUGAUCUCACUAAAUAUGCACAUGAGCUUUAUAAGUCUUUUAUUAUUAAUAGUAUUAAGUUAAAUGGUUCUGAUUUUGUGUCCCAUAAUGUACAUUCUUUGUUGCACUUAACAGAUUGUGUAAAAUUAUUUGGCCCUCUUGAUGAUUUCAGCUCUUUUCCUUUUGAAAACUUUAUGCCCCAGUUAACAAAAAGAGUUCGUAAAACUGCAUUGCCUAUUCAGCAAGUAAUUCGAAGAACAAUUGAAACCAAAUUACAAUAUAUACCUUCAUCUAAUAAAAUUUCUAAAAAGUUAUCAAUAGAACAUUCAUCAGGCCCUUUGUUAAAUAAUUGUGUUAAUCCACAAUUUAAAGUUGCUCGAUUUGAUAAAUUUUGUAUAAAUACUGCUAAGUUAGCUGAUAGAUCUAUUCUUCUUCAUGAUGAUACUAUAAUUGAAGUCAGGAACUUUGCUACAUAUAGAGGAAAAACUGUUAUUAUAGGUUGUUUAUUCAAAAAAGUUGAAUCAUUUUUUGAAGUUCCAUGUAACUCAUUAUUGUUUAAUAUUGCCUUUAUUGAAAGAGAAAGCUGUGAACUUUUUAUGUAUAAUUUUUGCAAUAUCAAAUCAAAAGUAAUGGUACUACCAUAUGAACAUAGACUUGUAUGUUUUCCUUUAGUGCAUAUUGACACUGUGUAAGACUCACCUCAAUCCUAGCGUCAAUCCUUUAUUAGUCUUUAUCUUUAUUAAGUUAGUAGUCAAUGAUUUUUGUGAAUAUAAUUAAUCUUCUGUAGUUAUUGUUUAUUGUAAUUUUACUGAAGUUGUCAGGAAAAUUUUCAAGAAAAUGUCUUUUGCCGUGAUAAACUUUCCUGAAGAAAAAACCGUUGAAGUGGUGCCCAUGUCUUGGUAUAUAAGUAACUGUAACGAAUGUUUUUGGCCUCCAUCUGACACAAACAAGUCAAACAUUUUAAAAUUAAUUGAAAAUUCAGCGGUCCCUCAAAGUUAUUGGGAUAGGCAUUCAGCUGUAAUAUUGGGACAAUAUAACGAUUUAAAUACAGCUCAAAAAAAAGCUAAAAAGGCCAUGGUAACAAGUGACCUUUCAUCAAACAGUGAGAGCUUGCCUAAAGGACGCGGGUACAGGAAUAAAAAAGAAAAUUUGAAGUAUAUUUCAGGCAGUUCCUCUGACGAAACUAUUUACCCACCUCUUAGUGAAAAUAUAUUUAAAGGUAUUUCAAACAAAACCUAUCAAAAAUUAUCUUCAAAAAGCCCUACAGUUGAGAAGAUAUCCUUUACUCAAGGCACUCAGAGAAAAGGCAUUUUUAAUUGCUCUACUUCAGAGAGUUCUGAUACAGACAUAAUACCAAAAAAAAACAAGAACUUACAAAAUGUGAACCCUGAAAUUAAGGCUUCAAAGAAAAGAUACAGUUAUCAUUCUCUUUCAGAUACAUCUGAUGCAGAAGAUUCUAGAAUAAAAUCAAAAAGCAAAAGCACACCUGAGUUAAUGAGAGAGAUAGAUAUAUUAGAAUCUACAAUUACAAAUAAAAGGACUGGAGAUAUUGAUUUUAAAAAGGCUGUAUUAGAAGAAUUAUCCCUUUUAAAUUUAAAGGUUGAUGCAGUUAUUGAUAAAAUUUCAUCAAUUACAAAAAUUAUAUCUUUAAACACUCCAACUGUUUCCUACAGCAGUGAUAAAAUGAUAGAAGAAUUUUACAAAAAAAAUCCGAUAAUAGAUGAUGAGGGUCUAUUUGCAAUGGAGGAUUGGCUAAAAAAAUCAGAUAAUUUCAGGAUAAUGGAAAUACGUAACGCAAAAAUUAAUUUGAAUAACAAUUUGAUAUCCAAUUCUACUAAUCCAGCAAGAAGUGCAUGGAAUAUAAUAAAUUCUCAAAGAGGCAAAAGUACCAGUAAGUCUACACUAGAAAACUGUACUAUAACUCCAGAUAUUUUCAAUCAUUAUUUUGCUAAUGUUGCUCUUGAUCUGGUACGUGAAGUCCCAGUAUCAGAUUCAAACCCAUUGGAUAACCUUGCUAAUAUAGUGCGGCCCCAGACUAGUGUUGAGUUUACAGAGGUUACUAACAAUGAGAUCAGAGACAUUAUAAAUUGUUUAAAAAACAAAAACCAGAAUCUUUUUAAUGAAUUCCAAUUAGGAUUUAGAAAGAACAGAAACACAGUCCAGACAGUCUCGGCUCUAGUCUCGGAUAUCUUAAAGACUUUCAAUUGCAAGAAAUUCGAUACAGUGUUGUUCUGUGACCUGAGUAAAGCCAUCGACAGUGUGGACCAUGGUAUCCUCCUUAAAAAGAUCAUAGCGUAUAAUUUUUUGCCAAAGACUGUGGAACUGCUGAGGUCUUACUUAGAAGAUAGAUGUCAAAAGGUAAAGGUGGGGGGUGUGGUGUCUGGGGAGACUGUUGUAAAUAUUGGGGUUCCUCAGGGCUCCAUACUCGGUCCGGUUCUCUUCCUAAUUUAUAUAAAUGAUUUACCAGCAAGUGAGGCUUCAGCAGGCUUUACUUUGUUCGCAGACGACACUACAAUUGCCUGUAAAGGUGAAACACUCGAAGAAUCUUUGGAGGGUUCCGAGAGAGCGCGGUCGAGAGCUAGCGAUUGGUUGUAA
Messenger RNA from Sitophilus oryzae (rice weevil), 4462 nucleotides. RefSeq lists its product as uncharacterized. The coding region runs from base 2705 to 4462 and encodes 585 amino acids. Lineage: Eukaryota; Metazoa; Arthropoda; Insecta; Coleoptera; Curculionidae. The record is from RefSeq and is a predicted model, not a curated record. The transcript has 7 exons.